AUGUACACGUGUCGAAAACAAAAAAAAAGAAAAAAAUUUCAUCGCCACACAAAAGUAUACGGUAUGUAAAGGCGCAGCAUGUUUUGUUUCAGGGUCUCGCAGCGAUUUCAGUGAUUUUCAGCACUUCCCGAUGUUUUUCAAAAAAAUGAGCUGAAAUUCGAAUUCACCAGUUUUUUCUUGAUUUUUAGAGCCCAAGAAACUCCCCAAAAGCGAUAUUUUCUUACGGUACUCUUGAAGGCGCACAACUCUAUACACCUGGGUCUCGCAGCGAUCCACAUUUUUACUUUUAUUUUUUCGCAAAAUUUUUCCAUUUUUUUCAUUUUCAACACAGUUUUUCCACUCUAAAAGCCUAGCAAAGAUGAAAUUAUCUCUGCAAACAUCAAACAUCCACAAAUGUCAUCAUUUUGUGUACGUGCAAAAUGUAAAAAUAUUCAAGAGACAUGCGCUUACGUGACUUCUAGCAAGUUCAAAAUUUCCUCCUCCCCUCAAAAAAAUGCUACUAUAAAAGUGUCAUUUUCUUACAAAAUAAAAAAAAUCGUUUAUCUUUCAAACAACACUCUAGUCUAGUCAAGUUCAAAAAAACAAUUUUCUCUCUCACUCUCUUUCUCUGCGUCUCUCACCUCUCCUUUUCUCUUUUUCUGUUUCUCUACGGGCGGUUUUCGUCGUUUUUGCACUUUUUCAUGUAAUUUUUGCGGAUUUUCAGAAAUGAUUGGAUGCGCGAGAAAAGCUGGAAGUUCGGGCAAGUCACUUUAUCGGAUAACUGUCAGAAAUUUCGACCCGUUGGAGGCUAAAAUGGCUCAAAAACGUGUGAGUUCUUUUGGGGGAGGUUUGGGAGAAAAAUAUAAAAAAUGCUUGAAAAUAUCGAUUUCCUGAGGAAAUUCUGGUGAAAAUCCUGUGAAAUAACUGAAAAUCAACACAUUUUUGUCAAAAAUGAUGCAAUUUUCAUGAAAAAUUCGUGAAAGUGAGAAAAGUCACGUAAAAUACCGGGCUACAAAGAAAUCUUAUGAAUUUCGCUUUUUUUGUGAUUUUUCUUCUCACUGUUUCACGAAAAUAAUUUUAUUUUCAAAGAUUUUAAAUUUUCAGUAAAGUACAAAAUAUAGAAAUUUCACUGUUUCGUAAUUUAAAGAAAGUAAAAUCUGAAUUUUUCAUGCAAUGAUUUAAGAUUAUUGAUAUUUCAAGUAAAUUUUCGAGGAACCCUUUUUCACAAUAAAAAAACUGUAUAUUUGUAUCAAAAAAAUAUACGUUUCAAAAUGUUCUCAUAAAUAAAAUUUUCAAAGAAAUUCGUUUUAACAUUUUUUCCUUCUAAAAAAAAUUACUGUUUCAAAAACAUGAAUUCAAUUGUUGAAUUGUUGAAUUUCCGAUUUUUUGACCAAUUUAUAUACAAAAAUCAAAAAAAUCUGAGGAAAAACUAAGGAAAAACUGAAUAUUUCAAUUUUCUCAUACCAAAAAAAUCUACUGUUUCAAAAUUUUCCCAAAUUUUUUUCGAAGUAUUGGUUUGAUGUUAUACUUCUCAAAAUUGUUAGGAAAAACCAAAUAUUUCAAUUUUUCUCGUACCAAAAAAAAUCCACUGUUUCAAAAUUUUCAUAAAUAAAAUUAUGGAAAAUUUGCUUUCAUUAUGUUUCAUAACUUUUACUUCCGAAUAAAUCUCUAUGUUCUAAAAAAACUGAGUUUAAAAUUUGAGUUGGUUAUUUUUUCGUGUAAGUUCUUUUGGGGGUAAUUUGAGGAAAAAUGCUUGAAAAUAUCGAUUUCGCAAGGAAAUUCUGAUGAAAAACCUGUGAAAUAACUGAAAAUAAACAAAUUUUGGCCAAAAAUGAUGCAAUUUUCAUGAAAAAUUCACUAAAAGUGAGAAAAGUCACGUAAAAUACCUGGCUACAAAGAAAUCUUAUGAAUUUCGCUUUUAUUUGUGAUUUUUCUUCUCACUGUUUAACGAAAAUAAUUUUAUUUUCAAAACUUUUGAAUUUUCAGUAAAAGUACAAAAUAUAGAAAUUUCACUGUUUCGUAAUUUAGAGAAAGUAAAAUCUUCAUUUUUCAUGCAAUGAUUUAAGAUUGUUGAUAUUUGAAGAAUUUCAAGGAACCUUUUUUCACAAUAAAAAACUGUAUAUUUUUGUCGAAAAAUAUACGUUUCAAAAUGUUCUCAUAAAUAAAAUUUUCAAAGAGUUUCGUUUUCAAUAUUUUUUUCAACUUUAAAAAAUUUCACUGUUUCUAAAAAUAAAUAAAAUUAUUGAGUUUACUAGUUUUUCUAGUGUCCAGUUUUUCGCUAUUUCCUGAAGAAAAUCUACUGUUUCAAAAUUUUCCCAAAUUGUUUUUUUCGAAAUAUUAGUUUGAUGUUUUUGAUGUUUGUGAUUCUCAAAAAUCUCGUGAAAAACUAAAUAUUCAAAUUUUUCUCAUCCCUAAAAAAUCCACUGUUUCAAAAUUUUCAUAAAUAAAAUUCAGGAAAACUUGGCUUGAUCGAUGUUUUCUACAAUUAAUGUUCACUGUUUCAAAAACAUGAAUUUCCGAUUUUUAACCAAAUUAACAUACAAAAAUCAUGAAAAUGUUCCAAAAAUCUGAGGAAAAACUGAAUGUUUCAAUUUUCUCAUACCAAAAAAAUCUACUGUUUCAAAAUGUUCUCAUAAAUAAAAUUUUCAAAGAUUUUCGUUUUGGCAUCUUUUUCCUUUUGAAAAAUUUCACUGUUUCAAAAAAUCAAUGAAAUCAUUGAGAGUUGAAUAGUUUUUCUAGUGUGAAGUUUUGAGGUAUUCCCUUAAGAAAAUCUACUGUUUCAAAAUUUUCAUAAAUAAAAUCCAGAAAAACUUGGUUUGAUCUGCCAUCGUUACUUUUUCUAAAAUAAAAUUUCACUGUUUCAAAAACAUGAAUUCAAUUGUUAAAUUGUUGAAUUUCCGAUUUUUUGACCAAUUUAUAUACAAAAAUCAAAAAAUCUGAGGAAAAACUGAAUGUUUCAAUUUUCUCAUCCCUAAAAAAUCUACUGUUUCAAAAUUUUGAUAAAUAAAAUUAUGGAAAAUUUGAUUUGAUAAUUCUUCGCUAAAUUUUACUUCCGAAUAAAUCUCUAUGUUCUAAAAAAACUGAGUUUAAAAUUUGGGUUGGUUAUUUUUUCUAGUGUCAAGUUUUGAAGUAUUUCCUGAAGAAAAUCUACUGUUUCAAAAUUUUCCCAAAUUUUUUUCGAAAUAUUGGUUUGAUGUUUGUGAUUCUCAAAAAUGUCGUGAAAAACGAAAUAUUUCAAUUUUUCUUAUACCAAAAAAAUCUACUGUUUCAAAAUUUUCAUAAAUAAAAUUCAGGAAAACUUGGCUCGAUCGAUGUUUUCUAAAACGAAAUUUUACUGUUUCAAAAACAUGAAUUUCCGAUUUUUUGACCAAUUUAUAUACAAAAAUCAAAAAAAUCUAAAAAAAAAACUAAAUUUUUCAAUUUUCUCAUCGAUAAAAAAUCUACUGUUUCAAAAUUUUCAUAACAUUUUGAAAUUGCUAAGUUUGAAAAAAAUCCAAAAAUUUUGCAGGCCGAAGUCCAACGUGCCCAACAACAACAACUCGAACAAUCCGACGGUCAAAUCGGCACCGAUCCAAAUUCCUCUCCACAAAAAUCCACAACAUAUUCCACAAAAUCCGACUUCCAACAAUCAGUUUUCGACACCAGAUUUCAAGGAUCCGACGCAGAAUCCGGACAAAAACCGACGAAAAUGCAGCGAAAAUUUUUGGUGCUCACAAAAUUGUAUCCACAUCAAGAUGCUAUUCCCGAAUAUGUACAGUUAGUUGAUUUGUUUUUUUGGGAGGGAGGGAAAAUUUUAUUUUUCAAAGAUCAUCUAAUUUGAUUAACGUAAUUUUAAAAGCAAAACAAAAUUUUUUUCGAAAAAAAAAGGUUAAUUUUUGUCACAUUUUUUCACUGUUUCAAAUAAUUUCAAGAUUGAAAUUUUUCAAAAUUAAAUUUUUUCACUGUUUCAAAUUUUUCAUUAAACAAAAUUUUUGUUUCAAAAAUUCAUUCCCAAAAAACUAUAUUUUUUACGUUUCAAAAAUUUCCUAUAUUUUGGAAUUCAAAAUUCCUGAGCUUCUUUAAUUUUUAUUUUCUUGGCAAUCAAUUAAAAUUCCUCAUUUUUUCACUGUUUCAGAAAUCUUAUGAUUUUUUUUUUUAAUUUAUGAGAUUUCUGAAGCUGUUUCUUAUGAUAGAAAUUAUUCUAACAAAAUUUUCAAAAAAAUUAAUUUUUUACUGUUUCAAAAAAUUCCAUGAAUCCUGAAAUUCCAAAUUUCUGAGCUCGUCGAUGAUCCUGGUUAAAAAUCAAUCAAAAUUCCUCAAUUUUUCACUGUUUCAAAAAUCUCAUAAAUUUUUUUUAAAUUUGAGUUUCGUUAAUCUCAUUUUUGAAAGCAGUUGUCCAUGAUAAAAAUUAUUCUAACAAAAUUUUCAAAAAAUUUAAUUUUUCACUGUUUCAAAAAUUUAAUUUUCAAAUUCUAAAUUUCUGAGCUAAGUUAAUGUUCCUGGUUUGAAAUCAAUUAAAAUUCCUCAAUUUUUCACUGUUUCAAAAAUCUUAUGAUUUUUUUAAUUCAAAUUUUCAAAGAUUUUAUUUUGUGACUCUUCAACAGUAAAAAAACUAACAAAAACAACUGAAUUUUUUACUGUUUCAAAAAUCUCAUAAAUUUUUCUAAAUUUGAAUUUCGUUAAUUUGAAUUUCGUAAGCUGUUGUCUAUGAUAAAAAUUAUUCUAAAAAAAUUUUCAAAAAAAUUAAUUUUUCACUGUUUCAAAAAUUCCAUGAAUCCUGAAAUUCAAAAUUUCUGAGCUAAGUUAAUGUUCCUGGUUUGAAAUCAACUAAAAUUCCUUAAUUUUUCACUGUUUCAAAAAUCUUAUGAUUUUUUAAAUUCAAAUUUUCAAAGAUUUCAUUUUGUGAUUUUGCAGCAGUAAAAAAACCCAACAAAAACAACUGAAUUUUUUACUGUUUCAAAAAUUCAAUAUAUUUUUUUAAAUUUGAAUUUCGUUAAUUUGAAUUUCGUAAGCUGUUGUCUAUGAUAAAAAUUAUUCUAACAAAAUUUUCAAAAAAAAAAAUUAAUUUUCACUGUUUCAAAAAUUUCCUAUAUUUUGGAAUUCAAAAUUUCUGAGCUCAUGUUGAUGUUCCUGGUUUAAAAUCAAUUAAAAUUCCUCAAUUUUUCACUGUUUCAAAAAUCUCAUAAUUUUUUUUUAAAUUUGAAUUUCGUAAGCUGUUAUCUAUGAUAAAAAUUAUUCUAACAAAAUUUUCGAAAAAUUUAAUUUUUCACUGUUUCAAAAAUUCCAUGAAUCCUGAAAUUCAAAAUUUCUGAGCUAAGUUAAUGUUCCUAGUUUGAAAUCAAUUAAAAUUCCUCAAUUUUUCACUGUUUCAAAAAUCUUAUGAUUUUUUAAAUUCAAAUUUUUAAAGAUUUCAUUUUGUGACUUUGCAACAAUAAAAAAAACUAACAAAAACAACUGAAUUUUUCACUGUUUCAAAAAAUUCAUAAUUUUUUUAAAUUUUGAAUUUCGUUAAUUAGAUUUUUGUAAUCUGUUGUCUAUGAUAAAAAUUAUUCUAAAAAAAUUUUCAAAAAAAUUAAUUUUUCACUGUUUCAAAAAUUCCAUGAAUCCUGAAAUUCAAAAUUUCUGAGCUAAGUUAAUGUUCCUAGUUUGAAAUCAAUUAAAAUUCCUCAAUUUUUCACUGUUUCAAAAAUCUUAUGAUUUUUUUAAUUCAAAUUUUCAAAGAUUUUAUUUUGUGACUCUUCAACAGUAAAAAAACAAAUAAAAACAACUGAAUUUUUUACGUUUCAAAAAUCUCAUAAUUUUUUUUAAUUUUGAAUUUCGUUAAUUAGAUUUUUUGUAAUCUGUUGUCUAUGAUAAAAAUUAUUCUAAAAAAAUUUUCAAAAAAAUUAAUUUUUCACUGUUUCAAAAAUUCAAUAUAUUUUCACAUUCAAGUUUUCUAAGCUCACUUUAAUGUUCCUGGUUGAAAAUAAAUUAAAAUUCCUCAAAUUUUCACUGUUUCUUAUGAUUUCUUCUUAUGAGAAAUCUUAUGAUUUUUGAAAUCCAAAUUUUCAAAGAUUUUAUUGUCUGACUCUUCAUCAGUAAAAAAAACCAACAAAAACAACUGAAUUUUUUACGUUUCAAAAAUCUCAUAAAUUUUUUUAAAUUUGAAUUUCGUUAAUUUGAUUUUUGUAAACCGUUGUCUAUGAUAAAAAUUAUUCUAACAAAAUUAUCAAAAAAAAAAUUUUUUUUUUCACUGUUUCAAAAAUUCCAUGAAUCCUGAAAUUUAAAAUUUCUGAGCUCAUGUUAAUGAUCCUGGUUAAAAAUCCCAAAUUUUCCUACAGUAACGGAACAAUGAAUCGAAUGCACGAUCGAAUGCGAGUCGUCUACAUCAUAACCGCCUCGAUCUUCUUCUUCUCCACAUUUUACAUUGCCGAAAAAUCGAUGGCCGCUAAAAUCAGCCGCGAUCGAGAUGCUGGAGUUGUUGUAACUAAAAUGUAGAGAAUUUUUUAGUCAUUUAUUUUUAAGGCCUUAAAAAUUGUGUGUUUUUUAAUCUUAAGUACGGUUAUUAUAGGGUUUUUUCUUUUUUUCUGAUACAAAAAUUAAAAGUUUUUUUUUUUGGAAAAUUUUCCGAGCAUCCGUUCAAUCGGUCUUGUUAUUCCUUUGAAUUUUUCCGAUUUUUUUUGAAAUUUUUUUUUCAAAUUCCAAAAAUUUUUUUCCAGAUGGGAAUCUUCAGAAAAGCUUUGAUGAAUGUCGCUGGAGUCAAAGAAGAGGAGCCGAAAAAAGGAACUUAUGAGUGGAAAAAGGAGAAUUUGAGCCCGGAGCAGAUGGCAAGAACUAUGGAUAAUAAGGAGAAAUAUAGUGGUGUGAGUGAUUUUUGGGGGGUACUGUAGGCGAAAAUUUGGAAUUUUUUGAAUAUAAAUAUGAUAGGGGAAUUUCUCAAAGCGAAAAUUCAGCUUUUGGGUACUGUAGGAGGGUCCUGAAGCGAAAAUUCAGCAAUUUCUGAUUUUUCAAAGCUUUUGGUUACUGUAGGAGGGUCCUGAAGCGAAAAUUCAGCAAUUUCUGAUUUUUCAAAGCUUUUGGUUACUGUAGGAGGGUCCUGAAGCGAAAAUUGAGCAAUUUCUGAUUUUUCAAAGCUUUUGGGUACUGUAGGAGGGUCUUGAAGCGAAAAUUUAGCAAUUUCUGAUUUUUUGAAGGUUUUGGUUACUGUAGGAGGGUUCCUGAAGCGAAAAAAAGUGAUUUUUUUUCGCAGAUCCCAGCAAUUCCAGUCGACAUUGGUUUUCACGGCGGAAAAAAUACGAGCGGCGCAAAAAGCACCGGAUUCUUCUCGAAUGCCGCCUCAAAUCCUGGAGUUAUUGUUGGAAUGGCGGCGACUACUGUAGCUUUGCUUGGAAUGUUUAGGUAGGGUUUUGUAAGGGGGUUUUAUCAGAAAUUUCAUUGAAACGGGGAGUUUUUCGAAAAAAUUUAUUUUGAAACAGUAAAAAAAUUAAUUUCUGAAGAUGUCAAAAAUUUUGUCAUUGAAUAUCGAAAAUUAAAAAAAAAAUUUGGAAUCAUAUUGAAACAGUGAAAUUUUUGAUAAAUAAAAAAUGAACCCUAUAAUAGAUGUCAAUACUUAUUACAUAUAAAUCGCAAAAAUUUUUGCUCGAAAAAAUUUAAAAUUUUUUGAAACGUAUUUUUUCCUGAAACAUUAUAGACGGGUUUAUUAAAAAAUUUAAAAAUUCAAAUUUUUAAUGAAAAAUUUUUGAAACAGUAAAAUUUAUCUACAAAAAAUUUAAAAAAAGCAUUUUAUUUCCAACCCAAAUUUUUCAAGAGAAACUUUUGAAACAGUAAAUUUUUUCUCGAAAAAAAUCCCGAUGUAAAAUUUAAAAAUUCAAAUUUCUGGUGAAAAAUUUUUGAAACAGUAAAAAAUGUUUCCUACAGAUCCUUUUUCUGAACAUUUUGACUAUCAUUUUAUUCCCGUUUAACAUUAAAUUCAAAAACUCAAAUUUUUCAAGAGAAAAUUUUGAAACAGUGAAAUUUUUGAUAAAUAAAAAAUCCCGAUGUAAAAUUUAAAAAUUCAAAUUUCUGGUGAAAAAAUUCUUGAAACAGUAAAUUUUUUCUCGAAAAAAAAUCCGAUGUAAAAUUUGAAAAUUCAAAUUUCUGGUGAAAAAAUUUUUGAAACAGUAAUUUUUAUCUACUAAUUGUAAGAAUUUGAAAGAACAUUUUAUUACCAACCCAAAUUUUCAAAUAAAAAUUUUGAAACAGUAAAUUUUUUUCAAAAAAAAAUCCCGAAGUAAAAUUUAAAAAAUUUUUGAAACAGUAAUUUUUAUUUAUGAAAAAUUCGAAAAUAACAUUUUAUUUCCAACAAAAAUUUUCAAAUAAAAAUUUUGAAACAGUAAAUUUUUGAUAAAUAAAAAAUGAACCCUAUAAUAGAUGUCAAUACUUAUUUCAUAUAAAUCGCAAAAAUUUUGGCUCAAAAAAAUUUAAGAUUUUUUGAAACGUAAUUUUUUCCUGAAACAUUAUAGACGUGUUUAUUAAAAAUUUGAAAAUGCUGAUUUUUCAAUUGAAAAUUUUUGAAACAGUGAAAUUUAUCACUUAUAACUUGAAGCUAGCAUUUUAUUCUCAGCAAAAAUUUUCAAAUAAAAAUUUUGAAACAGUAAAUUUUUUCUCGAAAAAAAAUCCGAUAUAAAAUUUAAAAAAUUCAAAUUUCUGAUGAAAAAUUUUUGAAACGUAUUUUUUUUUCGAAAAAAAAAUCUGAACAGUAUUCCCGUUUAAAAUUAAAUUUAAAAAUUCAAAUUUUUAAUGAAAAAUGUUUGAAACAGUAGAAUUUUUUAACAAUAAUUCGCAUGCAUCAUUUUAUUUCCAACCCAAAUUUUCAAAUAAAAAUUUUGAAACAGUAAAUUUUUUCUCGAAAAAAAUCCCGAUGUAAAAUUUAAAAAUUCAGAUUUCUGGUGAAAAAAUUUUGAAACAGUAAAAAAUUGUUCUACAGAUCCUCAUUCAUCGGCGACAAAGUUGGCGCGCAAAAAAUGAUGCAAUACCGUAUAAUGGCACAAUUCUUCACUGUCACCGCUUUAGUUGCCGGUGUCACCAUUUUUGGUGCAACUUAUGAAGAUGACGAACACAGUACCCAGAAGCAAUGA
Messenger RNA from Caenorhabditis angaria, 9053 nucleotides. NCBI's taxonomy places the organism in Eukaryota, Metazoa, Nematoda, Chromadorea, Rhabditida, Rhabditidae. The record is from the annotation of a GenBank genome assembly.